AUGCCCAUCACCGGAAUCGCGCACGUCAACAUCACCGUCCACCCUGGGACCCUGGAGGAUGCAGACGAGUUCUACAUCCAGACCCUCGGGCUGAUCCCGGCCCCCGUUCCAGAGCUCCAAAUCGGCACUAUCAAAUGGUUUUUGGUCUCCCACUCAGGGGCUCCGGAGGGUCCCGGCCAGCAGCUCCACGUCACCGAAGGCCCUACCGAUCCAGAGCACAGCCGACACCCUUGCUUCAAGCUGGGCUCUCGCGAGGAGCUGGAGUCCAUGAAGAAGGCCAUCUACGACCACCAUGCCACGGGCGGCCCGUCUGCGCCUUUAUCUGCUGACAAGCCGGGCGAGGUGGACUCCGGUGAGUACUAG
This is a messenger RNA of Penicillium chermesinum, 363 nucleotides long. Its product is annotated as putative glyoxalase family protein. NCBI's taxonomy places the organism in Eukaryota, Fungi, Ascomycota, Eurotiomycetes, Eurotiales, Aspergillaceae. The coding region runs from base 1 to 363 and encodes 120 amino acids. The record is from RefSeq and is a predicted model, not a curated record. The transcript has 2 exons.